This is a messenger RNA of Vicia villosa (hairy vetch), 1011 nucleotides long. RefSeq lists its product as uncharacterized. The record is from RefSeq and is a predicted model, not a curated record. Bases 61 to 852 code for a protein of 263 amino acids. NCBI's taxonomy places the organism in Eukaryota, Viridiplantae, Streptophyta, Magnoliopsida, Fabales, Fabaceae. The transcript has 6 exons. Gene Ontology annotation, biological process: response to heat.
UUUUAUUCUGCAUUAUCCAUUUAUUAGCUCAAGUUUUUCAGAACCAUUAAUUAAACAGAAAUGGAGAGCGAGUUGGUGAAACGCAGAAUUCAUACAAUCACAGCUCACUUUACUUCCACAGACGAUAAUGAGAUUUCACCAAGCCACCUUCUUCCCAUGAAUUGCAGUGGUAGUGUGAAUUCCAUGUUUAGGAGACAUGGCAAUAACAUAUAUUUUGCAAGCCAAGCAUCUUCUGCCUAUGGCUAUUGUAUGAGGCACACAUCACUUAAAAAGGGUGGCUCAACAUCUUUUGUCGCUCCAAAAACCAAUGGUGCUAAAUGUGAUGCUCCUCCUAAUUAUGGAAAACCACCAUGUUUUGCAAGACCUACAGGGAAUGAAUCAAUAGUUUCGAAUUCAGUUGCGCAAUCAAUGACUAAAGCGCAAGGCCAUGAUUUCGAUGCAUAUGGGCCACCUACAUUUGCUAGGCCAAGCAAACAGACUAAACCAGGAGAGCAGUUAAAUAAUGACAAAAGAAUACACAAUUCUGAAAUUGGUGUUGAGUGGUCACCUAGAUUGGAUGUUGCAAAAUCAAAAGGUAAUUAUGUUAUCAGGGUGGAAGUUCCUGGUGCGAGUGUUGAUGACAUAAGAGUGGAGGUUGAUGAUCAAAAGUUAUCUAUCAAAGGUAGACGCUCUAGUAGUUCUUGGAAAGUAGCAGGUUGUCCAAAUGGUUGUGCAGUUUCUUCAUAUCUUAAGAGAGAGAUACCAUAUGGACCAUUUGAGGUUGUGUGGCCACUUCCUAUUGGUGUGAACAAGGACAAUAUCUCAGCUGAAUUUUUGGAUGGAUUUCUACAAAUUAUAGUUCCUAAAGUUUGAAGCUCAGUAAUAUUGAUCAUAUACAUGUAUACAUAUAUAAUAUAUAAUGUAAGUAAUAAUGAACAAAUCCUCCAUCCAUGUAUGUAUAAGUACAAAGUGAAUCAUAUAAUUAAUGUGAGAGUGGAAUAUUAGAAAUAAAGCAACCAAAUAAGUUAUCCA